Messenger RNA from Eurytemora carolleeae, 4273 nucleotides. Its product is annotated as signal transducer and activator of transcription 5A. Gene Ontology annotation, biological process: cell surface receptor signaling pathway via JAK-STAT; defense response; regulation of cell population proliferation. The transcript is spliced from 24 exons. Gene Ontology annotation, molecular function: RNA polymerase II cis-regulatory region sequence-specific DNA binding; DNA-binding transcription factor activity, RNA polymerase II-specific. NCBI's taxonomy places the organism in Eukaryota, Metazoa, Arthropoda, Copepoda, Calanoida, Temoridae. The coding region runs from base 43 to 2274 and encodes 743 amino acids. The record is from RefSeq and is a predicted model, not a curated record.
AAAUAUCGAGGGUCGGAAACCUCCGGGAAUAAAUGAGUUAAAAUGGCGAGUUUAUGGGACAGAACACAGAAACUACCUAAGGAGGAUUACACCGACGUUGAGAGAGUUUAUGGGGAACACUUUCCGUUAGAGGUUAGAUUCCAGCUAGCAAAAUGGAUGGAAGAAAAUCUGCGUCCAGGCCUCAAGAUGGACGAUUUCAGCAAUCAAGAUUUUAUUUCGCUUGCUUUUAAUCUUCUGACAGAGCUAGAUGCUACAGCUAAUGCCAUACCGGAGGAGCCAGCGAAUUUCUUGACAAAAAAGAAGCUGCGUGACUGCUCCAUGGCCCUGAGGUUGAGAUACAACAACAACCCUGCUGCUCUCACUAGAACCAUGAAGCAUUGUUUAGAUGCUGAGGCAAGCAUUGUUGCACGGGCAGAAGCUGAGGGUGCCGGACUGAGUGUUCCCUCUACAGAAGCAACUAUGGCUCACCAGAUCAGAAACUCAAUAGGAGUUAUCAAACAGAAGGUUCUGGUGGAGACAAUGUCUGAUGUAAACCGGGUAAAACAGGAGAACGAGGCCUUGAACAUGGAUCUAUACACACACAAGGAGCUCAGUACAAACCUAGAGAAACUCAAGGAGAUACAUGGAGAUGAUUAUUUCGAGGUGAAGAAGUUAAUGGAGAGCUGUCGGAAGAUGAAGGAGGAUGUGGGACAGAAGCUCACAAGGAUUCUCUCACAUUUCAGACUUCUAGAAAAUAAAUUCAAAGAAUUAUUUGAGGCGGUGAAGGGGGUGCAGGUGGAGGUCUUGGAGAACAGGCUGGCCAGCUGGAAGAGGGAACAGCAGCUCUCAGGAAACGGGUUCACCAUGAAACUAAGUUUAGAUGUUAUACAGGUCAAAUAUCUUCGGGGUCAGAUCGCCAAAUUUCCUGGAGUCCAAACACAAAGUAUUAUUCCUGAAAUACUAGCAGGUGUAACUGGAUUGCUGACUGGUCUAGUUACUGGAACAUUUAUUAUUGAAAAACAGCCUCCACAGGUCAUGAAAACCAACACUAGGUUUACAGCAACAGUUCGUCUCCUAGUUGGAGGUCAGCUUAAUGUUCACAUGGCGAGUCCUAACGUGUCGGUCAGCAUUAUAUCAGAGUCACAGUGUUUGAAUGUGUGUAGUGGUGAGAUACUGAACGGGAACGGAAAUAUGGAAUAUCAUGUUGGUACAAGACAAGUUUCAGUCACAUUUAGGAACCUGCAGCUGAAAAGGAUCCGGCGCACUGAGAAGCGGGGGACGGAGAGCGUCAUGGAGGAGAAGUUCUCGGUGUGCUUCUGGACAGAUUUCACGGUUGGUGAAUUGAACUUCCAGGUGUUCACCCUCUCCCUCCCCGUCGUGGUAAUCGUCCACGGGAACCAGGAGCCCCAGGCCCUCGCAACCAUAACAUGGGACAACGCCUUCGCAGAGUGGGGUAGAAGGCCCUUCGUGGUCCCUGACAAGGUUCCCUGGUUCCAAAUGGCUGAGGCCCUGAACUCUAAGUGGACUGAUGCUUGUAAAACAAAUCAGAAUCUAACAGAAGAGAACUUCUAUUUUCUGGCAACAAAAGCUUUUAGGAACCCGAACCUUGGUCGGGAUGAGAUCAAGAACCUGGUGAUCUCCUGGUCUCAGUUCUGUCGUGAACCUUUACCUGACAGGAACUUCACCUUCUGGGAGUGGUUCUACAGGGUCAUGUGUCUAACCUCCUCAGAUAUGAGAGGGCCCUGGAAUGACGGACUGAUAAUGGGGUUCGUAUCAAAACAGAAAGCUGAAGAACUACUGUUAGGAUGUCCUCAUGGAACAUUUCUGUUAAGGUAUUCAGACUCCGAGCUAGGAGGAGUAACAAUAGCCUAUGUGUGCCAGGAUCAGAUGGGAGGGAAGAACGUUCUCUUCGUGGCUCCAUUCGUUCACAAAGAUCUUUCUCAAAGAUCAAUUGCAGACACAAUAUUUGAUCUCAAGGAGAAUCUAACUGCAUUGUACCCAAACAUACCCUGUGAUGUGUUUAAAAAAUUCUCUGCUUCAAGCAAGGAAAUCGGCCAAACCUCUCAUGGAUAUGUACCACAUAGUCUCAAAACUCAUGUACAAGGGCCUGCCAAUGAAUACUCGAACCCUACGACGCCCCUCAACCCCUACGAGAUAGGGUACGAGGGUAGCGGGUACCCGGAGGACGUCAACGGCAUGGAUUACGAUAUCGCAGAGUUCAACAUUCAGGAGAUCCUAAACAUCAGCAACCUGCAGCCCAACAUGUUCGGCGGUGGGAUGAACCAGCAGCUGUAGAGACGGAUUAAGAAUGUCUCUGUGUAACAAUGCAAGAGAGAAGAUUGUCUAGUUGUGUACUCUUUACAUAUUUACAUACAAUACUUAGAUUGAGCAUAGGACAGUUUACACCAGGCCUCCUUACCUACACCUUUAUAUACUUACUCAUAUCAGAGUUAGUCAAAUUUAAACCAGAGUUACCUAUGGAGGAUCUAUGGAUUAAGUUAAUUUUAUUUUGCUAUUCAAUUAGAAUCAACAAAAAUAAUGCUUUAAGCAGUUAAGGCUAUUCGAAAUUUUUAAUCUUUUUUGUUUAAAUCUUGAGGCUGCUGAAUAAGAUUCCAUUUCAUUAAAUUGAGUUCUCUAGGGUUAAAGGAAAUUUAGAAACUUAAAUGGUACAUACUAUAUUUUUUGAGACAAGUUUUAGAUAAACCCCAUUAACUUUGAAAACGGGAAAUCGGCUUAUUAUUUGUAAGCACUUUUUUAACUAUUUUUAUCUGUAAACAUUUGGCUGGUUUCAAGACUAGUUCAAACAUCGCAUUUACUUCUGAAGGCCGUAUUUUACUAUAAAAUAAAUCUUAAUGGGCUUAAUUGGCUUAAUUCCUUUUUCUUGUUUAUAGAGAAAUAUUUCAUUUCUUAAGCAAUCCAUUUCAUCAAUCCCUUUUAAUGCCAUUCCUUGCCAGCUCUUUAUAAACCAACUUAGGAAAUAGUUUGAUAUGCUUCAAUGAAUUUAACAUUAGAUUUCGUUUCAGGGCGGCCAAAAUUAUUGUUUCUAAUGAUCGUCAUAAAUGUAUAUAUGUUACCCAAGAUAAACCAAUUAACAUCAAAUUGUAAGUUUGCUUGUAAAUAUUUGUGGCAGGCAUUUGGACAUCUGCCGUAGUUCUUUUGAAUAUUUGUGGCAGCCAUUUUGAAUUUUUGUGGUAGCCUUUUGAAUAUUUGUGGCAGGCGUUUGGAUAUUUGUGGAAACCACCCUGAAUAUUUGUGGACGCCAUCUUGAAAAUAUGUUAAAGCCAAUUAAAUAUUUUUAGCGAUAAUUUUGUAUAAUCUUGGAAGCCAGUUAGAAUGUGUUGGUGGCAUUUUUAAUACUUUGGCCGCCAUUGGAUAUACUGAUAUUGAUAUAUGUUUGAUAUUUCUAGUGGUAAUGUAUAUUGUAUACAUGUGAUAGUGAAAUGUGACUAUUUGUGAUUUGAAAAAAAUUCGUCCAAACAAAAUAACCGGUGGAGAAAAGUUCGACUUUUUAUUCUGCCAGACAUUUUAAUAUUUCAAAUAUUGAAAUAUAUUUGAUAUAUUCGUCUAAAGAAAACAAGAAUAUAAAUUAAAUCAAAAUAUAAUAUCUAUUUUAAAAUUUGUUAAUAAUGAAUUCUAAAUUUUUUUCACCUUUUGGGAAUUGUGUUAUUCGUUGUUAAUGUUUAUUGUCAACAGUCAUUUAUAUUUUAAAUCUGUUAAAUUUUGCUUUAAAAAUAUUUAUUAAAUUUAAACUAUUUUAAAAAUUUAUGCUUUACGCUGGUGCUUUACGUUUUUUAUCCAAAAUUAUAUGAAUUAAUGUAUUUUUUUUCUUGCCUUAUUAAGAAUAAUUUUUCCAUGACAUUAGUACACCUUAUAUUUUAGAAUAUUUGACACUUUUUCUCGUACGUUUUUUUAUUACUACCAAUAAUUUCUCAGAAAUGGUUUUUUUAUGAAUUGUAAACUUUUGUAAAAACGGUAUCUACUGCUUUAUACUUUUAAUGAGACGUAUUGUGAUCACUCGGAAAUUUUGUAAUUGUAAAAAGGGAGGGAUCAAAGUUAUUCUGUAAAGGGUAAAGGAUGACAGAUUUAAAUUGCUCCUGAUCUGCUUCUGGGCAUUUUGAUCUGAAGUAUAAUGAAGUCAAAUCCACAUGAAAAGCUUGUCCUAAUUGUUUUUACCCCUUCUUAAAAACAGCGAACCUUCCCUUUACAAAGAUUGCACAGACCUCUCAUAUAUUGAUGUACACGUGACGGAUGUGUACUGCGUGAUGUUGUACAAUUGUACAUGUGUAGUUUCAGA